CUGUUGCAUAGAGAUAACGCAUUACUUGCCGCUGGAGGGCGCUGGCCUGCUUGCUGCCACUGCGUGGAGUGGCGUACAGGAAAAUGGCAGGCCAGGAAGAUCCAGUGCAGAGAGAAAUUCACCAGGACUGGGCGAAUCGGGAAUAUAUCGAAGUUAUCACGAGCAGUAUCAAGAAAAUUGCAGAUUUUUUGAAUUCGUUCGAUAUGUCCUGCAGGUCUCGCCUGGCGACUUUGAAUGAAAAACUGACAGCACUGGAGAGGAGAAUUGAAUAUAUUGAAGCAAGGGUAACAAAAGGGGAGACAUUGACCUAGAACAGUGAUGGACAGAGGACGUCACAUCUGUGCAGCUCUGACUACCAGACUUUCUGUUUUUCCAUUUUAUUUAAUUAUUUUAAUACUAAUGUACAUUUUAGAUCUGUAAUCCUUUGUAUGGGACCACUGCAGAGUUCAUCUCAGUGACCAUGUGAUGCAGUGUGUUAAUCUGUUCUGGAACCGUUUUGAGGACUUGAACUGGCAUUUCUUAAUAUAAAGCACACACAGUAUUUAGAACAGAUUAUUUGAAAAAUGAAUUGGAGGGCAGAAGCUCACAAUAUGUGCUAUAGUAUGGCAUCCAUUUAGUUUUAUUUGUCCCUAUUCCCUCACAUUCUUGCAUGAAUGCGAAUGUUACAAAAUGCUAACUCCUGUCUGAAACAUGCCCAUUGAAGAAACUGAGAAAUUCCUGGGAAAAAUAAUCUCCAAGUGCCAAGGCUACCCUGUGGAUUGUCUGCUUCUUUAUAAAAUGUCAGUCUUGUUUUUAUGUCUUCUUGUAUGUGUGUAAUAAAUACAUUUUUCAUUUGUUCAAAAAAAAUGAUUAAAGAAAAACAGAAAAUAGA
Molecule: messenger RNA, 871 nt
Organism: Conger conger (European conger)
Lineage: Eukaryota; Metazoa; Chordata; Actinopteri; Anguilliformes; Congridae
Product: probable protein BRICK1
Exons: 3
Coding region: 84-311 (75 amino acids)
Biological process (GO): regulation of actin polymerization or depolymerization; cell motility; actin filament organization
Cellular component (GO): SCAR complex
Molecular function (GO): protein-containing complex binding
Source: RefSeq, a predicted model, not a curated record